GUGUGCAUGGAUAUGCAUAUCCAAAGUGCUCCAAAAAAAUCCUGGGCGCAUGACUGCCGCGGCACUGCAAGUGGUCACCCUAUUUCUCCGUCCAACAUCCACAUCAGACUCGAGUAAACAUGGUCAAGUCAUACUUUCUCCACGGUGGCACAGAAGUUUUUGGACUCAUCGCGUCCAACACGUCCAACGCACUCUUUGACGGCAAGAGAGCAUUUGUCCCCGCCUUGGAAGAUGUUUAUGUUUGGGAUGUCAAAAGAGGGGAACUAACAGGAAUGUGGCAUGCCACUGGCCAUUAUCAUCCAGUCACAUCCAUCGCCCGCUCUCCUUCUGACCCUGACAAGUUUGCGGUCGGAUAUCAAGAUGGCUCCGUCCGAAUUUGGUCAUCUCAAUCUAAAACAGAAACUUCAGUUUUCGAAGGCCAUCGAAGAGCGAUUUCUUGCUUGGAAUGGGACAAAGAUGGGGCUCGUUUGGCCAGUGGGGCUGUCGAUGGUGAAGUCAUCAUGUGGGAUGUAGCGGGAGAGAGUGGUCUUUUCAAACUGAGAGGGCACAAUAAUCGCAUCACUGGAUUAGUGUUUGUUUCGGGCUCAACUCCGGUUUCCGACCCAUCAUCCUCAACUGCACUGCCACCCCCUUCUACUCACUUACUGAGCACUUCUCAGGAUACAUAUCUCAAGCUGUGGGACCUCCAAACCCAACAUACUGUCGAAUCCGUAGUCGCUCAUCGCACUGAAAGCUGGUCUGUGACAGUUAUUCCACCAUCCAUUCGAAGCGAUGGUCAAGAUCCGGAUGAUAGUGAAGAAGACGCUAUGUUUCUAUUGAUAACAACCGGAGGAGACGGUGAAGCCAAGCUCUGGACAUUAUCAUCAACCAUUCUCAUCAAUGGUCCUCAACGAGCUAGCGACGGUCAAGGUUUCAGGCGAGCGAUCGUUCACGUCGGAAAUUUAGCUCUAAACACCUCAGGCGCGCAUGGAAAACGUGUCUCAGGCGCUAUCGCUCAUCAUUACACUCUAAGAGGAGGAAUAAGUGGGAUUGCCAUAGCUUUUCAAGUUGGUGAUCGGUCAGUCGAAGUUUGGCGAAUUCGCAGUGUCGAAGAAGUCAAGAAGAAACAGGCCCGUCGCAAAAAGAAAGAAGCAUCCAAGAGUCGGAAAUCGGACGAAAAGAAAGACGUAGCUGAAGCAGAACAAUCAGUAACUUGGUUAGACCGCCUGUGUCCCUGGAUCAUGUUACGAGGAUCCGGAAAAAUUUCUUCCUUUGCUUUCCCCCCGACAUCGAAUCUUGCAUUAUUUGCUUCCGCGGAUCGACCUACAGAAUUGCAAAUACUUCUUGCUCUGUCCAACAAUUCCGUCGAAAUAAUGUCGAUUCCCAGGCCAACUACUUCUGCCAAAUGGGCAUCUCUGGAGGCUGAAAAUUUGUACAAAGUCGCCAUGCCAGGUCACAGGACUGACGUCCGGACUGUCAGUUUGUCCUUUGAUGACCAGCUCCUAGCCAGCGGAAGCAAUGGUUCGUUGAAAGUUUGGAAUUUGAAAACUCAAAAAUGUAUCCGCACCAUGGAAUGUGGAUAUGCUCUUUGUAGUACUUGGCUUCCUGGUAACAAGCAUGUUUUGGUGGGGACAAAGGGUGGUCAGUUGAUGCUCUAUGAGCUCAGUUCAUGUGCUCUGCUACAGACUUGCGAUGCACAUACAGGCGCAAUUUGGUCCAUUGAUCUUCGACCAGAUGGAAAAGGCUUCGUCACGGGUGGUGCCGACAAAUGUGUCAAGUUCUGGAACUUUGCAACCAAAAAGACCCUUAUCGACCCAACCACUUCAGAGACGGAUUCGUUCAACCAAAAAACACUAUCCCUCUCAAUGUCACAUUCCAAAACGAUGAAGAUGUCGGAUGAUGUACUUGGUGUUCGAUAUAGCCCAGAUUUCAAGUUCUUGGCCGUGUCAACUUUGGAUGCUACUGUCAAGAUCUUUUUUCAAGACAGUCUGAAAUUCUUCCUAUCCCUAUAUGGGCACAAACUUCCGGUAUUAGACAUGGAUAUUUCGUUUGAUUCGAAACUCGUAGUCACCUGCUCGGCCGACAAAAAUGUCAAGAUUUGGGGUCUCGAUUUCGGAGAUUGCCAUAAGUCAAUUUUCGCUCAUGAAGAAAGUGUCAUGCGUGUAGCGUUCGAGAGUGGUUCACACUACUUUUGGACCGUAGGCCGGGAUAAACUGGUGAAGUAUUGGGAUGGUGACAAGUUCGAAAACAUUCAAACCCUCAGUGGUCACCAUAAGGAAGUUUCUUCGCUUGCAGUCAGUCACAACGCCAAAUUCCUUGUGACGGGCUCGUUUGAUAAAUCGAUUCGAGUUUGGGAAAAGACGGACGAGCCGCUCUUUCUCGAAGAAGAACGCGAAAAAGAGCUAGAGAGGUUGUAUAACCAGGAAGAAAACGAGCAGGCUGAUCUGAUGGCAAUGCGACAACAGAAGCUGAAGGAAAGUGGAAAGGAAGGCGAAGUUGAAGAAGCCGGUGCGGUAUUGAAGCAGACAGCCGAGACCCAGAUGUCGGGUGAGAAAAUAAUCGAGGCGCUUAAUCUUGCAGCGGAAGAUUUGGAUGCGUUCGCAAAUUACCAAGCAACCAUAGCCUCCAUGAAAGAUCAAGCAAUGGCCAAAAAGUUGGCCCCUCCGGCUCGAAGCCCCAUUUUCGCGGCGUUCAACAACAUUUCUGCCCAUGCGUAUGUACUGAAAGUAGUGGAGAGAGUGCCACGACCGGCACUCGAAGACGCACUACUAGUCUUACCUUUUGCUCAAGUGACAAUGCUUCUCACGCAUAUAGACAAUUGGAUCAUGAAGGGUUGGUCUAUCCCUCUAGUUUGUCGGAUUCUGUUCUUCAUACUACGGACGCACGAAUCACAGAUCACUGCGACCAAUAGCUUGAAAACCUCGAUCAACUCGAUCCAGAAGAAGCUGUCGAACCGCUUAACCAAACAAAGAGAGAUGGUUGGCUAUAAUGUAGAGGCGAUCAAGUUCUUGAACCAGACUCUAGAAAUCGAGCAUCAAGGAAAGCGGUUCUAUGAUGAUACCGACCUCAAGCCAGUAGAUGAGAUUCGGGGAAUGAUCGGAAAUACCCAGAAACGACGCAAAGUAGUCAUUUAGAUUUAUCCCGCCAGAUUGCUAUAUCUCUGCUCUAACAUCUCCUUUACCAGUCCUCCUCCGAAGUAAAAAUAGAAAUCUAAUAAGCAGCCCUUGUUGACACCUCCUUUAUCACGAUUCACCUUGCUUUUGAGCGGAUCUGUCAGCCAUAAAUACCAUUUUUACCCCAGCAGUUGCAAGUCUAAAUGAGUUGUCAUACACAUCAAAAUACCAACCUAUAUGGUUUCUUCCGUUAUCUUGACAUAGC
Molecule: messenger RNA, 3357 nt
Organism: Puccinia graminis f. sp. tritici CRL 75-36-700-3
Lineage: Eukaryota; Fungi; Basidiomycota; Pucciniomycetes; Pucciniales; Pucciniaceae
Exons: 8
Coding region: 120-3113 (997 amino acids)
Biological process (GO): maturation of SSU-rRNA
Cellular component (GO): small-subunit processome; Pwp2p-containing subcomplex of 90S preribosome
Molecular function (GO): snoRNA binding; protein binding
Source: RefSeq, a predicted model, not a curated record